AUGGCCAACCUACGAAAAUCUCACCCCCUGUUAAAAAUCGCAAACGACGCACUAGUAGAUCUACCAACACCCCUAAAUAUUUCAGCCUGAUGAAAUUUUGGAUCUCUCCUAGGAUUAUGCCUAGUUGCCCAAAUCUUAACCGGUUUAUUUUUAGCAAUACACUAUACCUCUGAUAUUUCUUUAGCAUUCUCAUCCGUAGCCCACAUUUGUCGAGAUGUAAAUUAUGGAUGACUUAUUCGCAACAUACACGCUAAUGGAGCCUCCCUGUUUUUCAUUUGCCUCUACCUGCAUAUUGGACGAGGAUUAUACUAUGGAUCCUACCUGUUCAAAGAGACAUGAAACAUUGGUGUAAUCCUAUUUCUUCUAGUUAUAAUAACUGCUUUCGUAGGAUAUGUACUCCCAUGAGGACAAAUAUCCUUCUGAGGUGCAACUGUAAUUACCAAUCUCCUAUCUGCUGUACCCUAUAUGGGCGAUGCCCUCGUCCAAUGAAUCUGAGGGGGAUUUUCAGUAGACAACGCAACCUUAACCCGCUUCUUCGCCUUCCACUUUCUACUACCUUUUAUUGUUGCAGCCGCAACAUUAGUUCACCUAAUUUUUCUCCACGAAACCGGAUCCAAUAACCCAAUCGGAUUAAACUCCGACGCCGACAAAAUUUCAUUCCACCCUUAUUUCUCAUAUAAAGACCUUCUAGGAUUCAUUUUAAUACUUACUGCACUAAUUACCCUAGCCCUGUUUUCUCCUAACCUAUUAGGAGAUCCUGAAAACUUCACUCCUGCAAAUCCACUCGUUACACCCCCACACAUUAAGCCAGAAUGAUAUUUCUUAUUUGCCUACGCUAUCCUUCGUUCUAUUCCAAACAAAUUAGGGGGGGUCCUUGCCUUACUAGCCUCCAUCUUAAUCCUAAUAGUUGUUCCCCUAUUACACACCUCCAAACAACGAAGCCUUACUUUCCGCCCUAUUACCCAAAUACUAUUUUGACUUCUAGUCGCAGACGUAAUCAUUCUAACAUGAAUUGGAGGCAUACCUGUCGAACACCCAUUUAUUAUUAUUGGACAAAUCGCAUCCAUACUGUACUUCUCUUUAUUCCUCUUCUUGAUUCCCACCGCAGCAUUAAUUGAAAAUAAAAUACUUAAAUGAUAA
Molecule: messenger RNA, 1140 nt
Organism: Poecilia reticulata (guppy)
Lineage: Eukaryota; Metazoa; Chordata; Actinopteri; Cyprinodontiformes; Poeciliidae
Source: the annotation of a RefSeq genome assembly